Messenger RNA from Caenorhabditis auriculariae, 812 nucleotides. NCBI's taxonomy places the organism in Eukaryota, Metazoa, Nematoda, Chromadorea, Rhabditida, Rhabditidae. The record is from the annotation of a GenBank genome assembly.
AUGUUUGGAAAGCGCAACGACGAGCAGUUGGAGGCUCAGAAGAAGAAGCAAAUGGACAUCCAGCCUCCGGAGCCUCAGCCGCAACCGCAACGCAACCUCGAGAAGAUCCGCGAGCGCCAGAUGCCCAUAAUGUACCAGCCACAGUCAUCAGGUACUUACCAAUAGGUUGCCUUAUAUGAAAGCUAGAUGUAGAAUAAAAUGAUUGAAAAGUGACUAGUGAUAUUAGAAGCACUGUUUCAAAACGAAAUAGGAGAAAAACUUUACUCUUGUCUUUUCGAAUAUUUAUCAAUUUCCAUAUAACAUCUAAUUUAUCCAAUUUCUGAUGAUUUUGGAACGAAGUUCAACUAAAAAAUGUAGUUGGGUUCUUAAUUUGAUGUUUGAUGUGUAUUUGGUUAAACUCACAGAACUGACAGUGAGAAAUGUGGCUCGGGCGAAAAAACAUUUAAAGUUUCAAAGCAAAAGUUUUAAAAAAUGGAUGAAAGAAUUUUUAAAAGCCAAUCAGUUUUUAAAAAGAUGAUGAAAGUUUGAAUCUAUCAUACUCUGCUCUAAGAAUUAUUCAAAUUAGGUUAAUUAGGAGGAUAGCUCUGGAAAUUUCACAACUGUGGCAUUUUGUUAGAUCGAGAAAGAGUAGCGAUUCAGUUUCUGGAAUUUCAGACGGCCGCGUGCGUUCUGACUCAAUGAGUAGCGAUGCUUCGUUUUCAACAGACCGCCGUCAAAGCUUCAACCUUGUCGACUCGCUUGAGCCAAGCCUGUACCAUCCGCGAAGCACUGCCGUCCAGCUCGCUUCCGACGACUUCACCUGGUCCAUGUAA